Colletotrichum destructivum is the source of this 1908-nucleotide messenger RNA. Its product is annotated as Putative Phox-associated domain-containing protein. Gene Ontology annotation, cellular component: extrinsic component of endosome membrane; late endosome; early endosome. The transcript has 3 exons. The record is from RefSeq and is a predicted model, not a curated record. Lineage: Eukaryota; Fungi; Ascomycota; Sordariomycetes; Glomerellales; Glomerellaceae. Gene Ontology annotation, biological process: early endosome to late endosome transport; protein targeting to lysosome; endosome to lysosome transport. Bases 1 to 1908 code for a protein of 635 amino acids. Gene Ontology annotation, molecular function: phosphatidylinositol binding.
AUGGCAGCAGCGGUCGCUACCUCUCGCGCCCCGACGCCUCGCCCGAAAGCCCCCGCGACAGUAAGCUUCUCGACCAACCCGGCCCCGAACAUCCCAACGCCUCUGUCUACGCCAGGCGGCGACCGAUCCCGUCCUCCGCUACAGGGCAAUCCUUCCGCUCGCCGAUCCGCCCGGUCUACACCGACAGAUUUCCUCUCCGAUAAAGCCACCGCCGCCUUCAUCCGUCGCGUCCUUUGCUCCAAGCAUCUGGCUGAAAGGGGCAGGGCCACCCCAGCCCCCAUCGAGGAGCUGCUACCACCCCUGACUAGCCGGAACGAUGUCGAUCUGCAACUAUACGCACUCAUUGCGGUUGUUUUGAAGGAGUAUGUGCAGACGUGGUACAGCAAGAUCACAGCCGAUGACACUUUUGUCAACGAAGUCGUUCAGAUAAUCGCACACUGCACGAGAGCUUUGGAGCAACGGCUACGAAAGGUCGACUUGGAAAGCCUCUUGUUUGAUGAGCUGCCUGACUUGCUGGACAGGCACAUCCUAGCUUACCGCGCGGCGCAUGAUCCGGUUUCCAGGCCUCCGACCGAAAUAGACCCUCGAGAAGUUUAUCAUUCGCUUUGCCCUCUGGCCCCUUUGUCGCCUAUACCUCGCCCAGAAGACCCUUCGUCUGUCACAAAUCAGCAAGAAAACGAAGCGGCCUAUCGCCAGCUAUUGGUGCAAGGCGUCUUGGCUGUUCUCCUACCAACCGAGGACCUUGAGAACGACUGCCUGACCUCCCUGGUCGGCCAAAUCUUCUCCGAGCUCAUCAUUGGAAAUGUUCUCGUCAAUAGACUCUCGCAACCCUGGCUCAUCUACGAAUGUCUCAUCAUUCUCACCAGAGUCCUUGCAAGGGGGGGAGCGGAUCCCAUCGAAGAAGGGGUCACGGAGGCUUUGCCGGGCGGAUCAACUCCCGCGGUCCCCAAACUAGUUCGCCGCAGCUGGUCCAUCCAGAGGGCGUUCUGGUCACUCGUACAAUGGUCUUUCCUUGCUUUCACAUCAAUCCGCCUGCUCAUCACCACUCUCGCCAUGUCUUCAUCCUUACCCCCACGGUCGGACGGUGAUGUGGCCGAUAAACACGAGAUGACUGGUCAAAAGUCGGAUUCGAAGACGCCAAAUCCUGCCACUAGUUCAAACGAGGCGCGGCCAGUGAAGACGAAGACACCUAUCGUCGCCUUGAAGCUGUGGACCUGCAUAUCAGACUGGAUUGAAAUGGACACUCGCAUGCCUUGGUUGAGUGGAACGCUGUCGAUGCUACAGCUCGGAGCAAUGGAAGGCCCAGGCCGAGUCGCUGGUCUCAACGGACCCAUGGACAGACUCAUUUCGCACACCAUUCACCAACGCAUCCUCGACGCCUCAUACCUGCCGACCCUCCUCCGCUCCACCCGUGCUGCCCUGUUCCCCAACAAUGCCCCGGGCGUCUCGACGCUGGUGGCCCCCUCAUCUGACGACGAGCUGCGUGUCCUGCGCCGCAGGUGCGCUAGCGCGCUUCUAGCCAGACUCCCGCCCUGGCUGGCCAACCUUUACCUGGGCGGGCGAGGCCUUGGCUUGCGGUGGCAACCCGAUCCGCCUUCGAAGACUGUUGCUACUGCCUCCCGCGUGAGCGAGGCCGGCAGCUCUGGCAAGGUAGACAAUGGCGGUGGUGAAGGAGCGGACGGCAUUGCCAAUAAUGACGACGACACCCUCAGUGACAGCGACGGCGAGAGUGGCGACUGGCGGCAGAUGCUCUCCGAAAUAGAGAAUGGCAUCCUCGACGUCUUCUCGGACGAGUACUGCAACAAACACCUGGUGUAUAGCGUUUUGGAGCUGGUUUUAGUGAGGCUGAUGCCUGAGCUGACGGAAAAGGGCAUUGUCGAGCUCUGGGAGGAGCGUCUGAGCUUAUGA